AUGAUUCAUUGCCAAUUUCUUUUCCUAACUCCGUUAAUUUGUUUUGUGGUACUUUCUGAUUUACCAGAAACUGCUGUAGCCGAAAAGGUUGUUGUCUUUAAAACGGUUCUUGUGCUGGACGAAGUUGUCGUUCCUGAAAUGGAUGUUACUGCUGAUGCGAUUGUGCUCCUGCCACGACUUGUUGUCGCUGUACCGCCUUUUGUGCUCGCGGCAGUUAUCGUUGCUGACAUGGUUGUUACUCCACCAGAACGUGUUGCAGCUGUAGUAGUUGAUGUUCUUGCAACACUUGUUGUGGGUGAGGUGUUAGUCGCGGUAGGAACGGUUGUUGUUCCUCUAGGUGCUGACGUUCUUGUCAUUGUUUUUUUUGGGGAACCACUUGUUGUUCUCAUGACGGUUGCUGUUCCUGCAGCGGUUGAUAUUCUUGAAACAGUUGUUGAUGGUGAAGUGCUUGCCGACCAUGGCAAAGCUGUUGUCGCAGUAGCAGCUGACGCCCUCGGAACCGGUGUUGAUGACGAGCUGGCUGCGGUCCUUCGAGCUGUUGUUGUGGCUGCAGUGUUUGGUCUCGUUGAGAUGUUCGUUGUUGUUCCUGGAGCUGUAGUCGUUGUGGAACAAAUUGGAAGUACAUUAGAGGAGAAUGAACCGAUCACAUUUCCUGGAGGAUAA
This is a messenger RNA of Rotaria sp. Silwood2, 663 nucleotides long. The record is from the annotation of a GenBank genome assembly. Lineage: Eukaryota; Metazoa; Rotifera; Eurotatoria; Philodinida; Philodinidae.